UUGGUCUGUUCUUUAUAGCUGCACUGUUGAACUAGUGUGAUAAGUUCGAGUGAGACAAGCAGAUGUCUUCUCACUUCAACUUAUCGCGCCAGUUUAGCAGCGCAGCUACAACGAACAGACCGCACGCAGUUCGGUCGUGGAAUUAUCUCGAAUUGCGCUCGUCGAGAAAGUUCGCGGAGGCGCACCGGCGUGUGCGGUUAAAAACUACGUCGUUUCGUUCGAAUCUUAUCCCCGUGUACACAGUCUCACACACACACACACACGUACAUCUGAUUUCAUCCUUCUCCGCGUGACACGUUCGACGUGUCUCGUUUCGGCGGCCGAAGACAUUUCCCCCAGACUGCGCGGGAGUGACCGUGAAUGCAUCCGAGAGCGAGCCAGCGAAUCGUCGAGGUUAGGCGGGCGACCGCAUCGGGAGAGCGUUGCUCGCGUGAUCUCGCAGGGGACGCGAAGUCGUACGUGAAUCGUCGCACGGAGGGGACUCUCCACGCCGACGGGGGACGCAUGUGAAGUCUCUCGCGGAUCUGCGAAUCUCGUCCUCGCACACCGUCCAUUCACACAGGCCACGUCGCGGGGCCCCAAGCUUCCCCAUGGUGCGAACCGUAACGACAACUGUACUCUUACGAUUGUAGAGCGUCUUUCAGCUGUGCGAAUCCUCCGACGCGUUCGAGUCGCUAUUUGAAAUGCGGACGGCCACGCUAAAGUGCUGAGGGUACCAGCCGACGUAGCGACGCGAGAGUCUCGAGCGGUCGAGAAUGCUGGCGAAAAUCCCUCAGGUGUCCCCACUGCGGCACCUACUGCGAGAGUUCCCCGGGAACGUAAAGUUUUGCUUCGCCUACGGAUCGGGCGUAUUCAGGCAGGCCAACAAUGACAAUGAGAAUAUGCUGGAUCUCAUAUUUGUCGCGCGCAACCCCAAUAAGUGGCACGCCGAGAACCUGCAGAGAAAUCCCGGGCAUUAUGCCCACCUGUUGAGACUCCUCGGGCACAAAGCGAUCACCAGGGUGCAGGAGGGAUCGGGCGCCAAUAUCUAUUACAACACCCUGAUCAGGACGAGCCAGGGCCAGCUCGUCAAGUACGGAGUGAUCUCCGAGGUGUCGCUGAUGGAAGAUCUCCUGGACUGGAACCACUUGUAUCUGUCGGGACGGCUGCACAAGCCGGUGAAAGUGCUGGUGGAGCCGGACGAGGGCUCCCAGCUGCGCACCGCCCUGGUGCAGAAUCUCCACUCGGCGGUGCACGCCACUUUGUUGCUGUUGCCCGAGCACUUCACCGAGAUCGAGUUCUUCCGGAAGAUCACCGGGCUCUCCUACCACGGUGACUUCCGGAUGAUCUUCGGCGAGAACAAGGAGAAGAUCAAUAACAUCGUGGCGCCGCAGCUCGCUCACUUCAAGCAGCUGUACGAGCCGGUGCUGAAGCACUUCGACAACUACGUGGACAUACCGAGGUCGGACGACGUGGCGGUCGCGUGCCACCAGGACACCAGCCCGGCGGCGAAGGUCCAUCAUCUGAAUCACCUGCCGCGAACGCCGCAGAUCAAGCUGGUCCGGGCAUGGUCCCACGGGCCGCGCUCGAGAGACACGGAGGACUGCCUGCGGGCUGUCGCGCACGACCCGGAGUGCUGCGAGAUCCUGGAGCAGUGCCUGAAGGAUAUCGUCUGGCGGUCCAGCGUGACGCAGAGCCUCAAGGGAAUCGUCACGGCCGGCCUCGUGAAAUCCGUUAAGUACAGCGGCGCCAAGAUAAUUAAGAUGUUACAGUCGAAUGGGCCCGACAGGCGCACGCUGGCCGCCAAGCCGGACUCGAGUAAAAUCGAGAAGAUCGUUGAGGCGGUCGUGAAGAAGACGGAGGCGAAAGGGACGGAAAAGCGCGUCGAGUAGUGUUACCGAACCGUCCGGAUUGUUAGAUCAACCCUCUUCCCGACACGUACACAUUAUAUGUAAAUUCUCCCACGCUUGUAUCGCAAGAAUAAAGUAGAUAGUUUCUUCAUUCAA
This is a messenger RNA of Dinoponera quadriceps, 1985 nucleotides long. RefSeq names its product phosphatidate cytidylyltransferase, mitochondrial. Gene Ontology annotation, molecular function: phosphatidate cytidylyltransferase activity. The transcript has 2 exons. NCBI's taxonomy places the organism in Eukaryota, Metazoa, Arthropoda, Insecta, Hymenoptera, Formicidae. Gene Ontology annotation, biological process: CDP-diacylglycerol biosynthetic process; cardiolipin biosynthetic process. The coding region runs from base 756 to 1871 and encodes 371 amino acids. Gene Ontology annotation, cellular component: mitochondrion. The record is from RefSeq and is a predicted model, not a curated record.